Molecule: messenger RNA, 4064 nt
Organism: Ruditapes philippinarum (Manila clam)
Lineage: Eukaryota; Metazoa; Mollusca; Bivalvia; Venerida; Veneridae
Product: FH2 domain-containing protein 1-like
Exons: 8
Coding region: 80-2422 (780 amino acids)
Source: RefSeq, a predicted model, not a curated record
AUUUAAAGCUUUUAGUUGAUUUUGGAAUUUUUGAUGAAAGUCACCACUCGAGAUAAAUAAUUAUUGAAAGUAAAUACCCAUGCAGAAGGGAACGCAUGUUAUGGAAUCAAGUAUUGAAAUAAGAGAUUCAGUGCAAUCAGACAAUGAAGAGUUUGAUGCGAUCAGGUUUGAAGAGGAAUAUACAAACGCUUAUUUUGAUACUUACUUUGAAAAUGGGUCUCAUCAAAUAAAUUUUACAUCUGUAACCAAAUGUCAGACUGACAUACAUUCUAAUAUAUCAUCGAAUGAAAUAUGUGCACCAGCCCAUAUCUCAUCUAACUUGGUAUGUGCUUCCCCAUCAACAACUUCUUCAUUUAGUAUUUUGGAUGAAGGUAAUUGUCUGGAAUUUCCAAAUAAACCAUUGCAAGAACCUUCACAAAACCAAAUUGCAGACCCAUUGCCAGAAUCAACACCAGAACCUCCGCAAGAAACAUUUGAAGAGUCCCCGGCAAAACUUACAACAAAGCAAUUACAAGAAUUGUCGGAAGAACAAAAGCCUAACCCAUCGGCUGAAAAAACGUCAGAUAUAUUGCCAGAAGACUCAACAUCAAACAUACUAACAACAGAACCAUUGCAAGAACAAUGGGAAAAGCAAGACUUAGAGUCAGCAACCAUACGGACAACAAUUCAAUUUGAGGAACGGUCAACAAUUCAUUUGGAAGAGCAACUGUCAACACCACCACAAGCACAGUUGAAAGAACAGUUGACAACUUUAUCACAAAAACCAACAACAAAACCAUCAACGGCUCAACUGAUACAACAAUCAUCAAAGCAAAUAACAGAUCUAUUGCAAGAACAAAUGCAAGAAAUAUCGCUAGACCUUUCACGACAAAAAACAUCAGAGUCAUCGCAAGAACAAUUGACAGAACCAUCAUCAAAAUGUUUGCUACUUUCAUUACCGGAACCAUUGCGAAAACAGUUGAUAGAAUCCGCACUAACAAACGAACCAGUGGAAGAAACACCGCUAGAACAACAGUCAGCACCAGUAAUAUCUAAACCACUGUCAUCGACACCACUGCCUCCUCCCGCACCACCCCUUCCAUCUUUUGAUAAACCUAAUACUGCUAUAUCAACGUGUCCUAACAUUGUUUCCAAUAUACCAACUCCUUCAGUUGAAAUGAAACAGUUGAGCUGGGUGAAAAUUCCGGAUAAAAAAUACGAAGAAAAUGAAGAUAACGUGUGGAGACAUGUUCAUGCUAAAAAGGAUCCACCUAAGAUUGAUAUUAGUAAUUUGGAAACACUAUUUUCCAAAAAAGAAGAACCUACGAUAAAAGUAUCUGGUAAUGUAAAGGCAACGCAAGAUGAUUCGAAGAAGUCUUUCCCACUUGAAAUAUUUUUUAAAAGUAAUCCAGCUCAUCUUAUAGUUGAGGGAAUCAAAUCUGGCCAUGCCAAGAGCAUAAGGCCUGACAGAUUGUCGGAGUUACUAAACCUGAUUCCAGGCCAAGACGAGCUCGGCAAGAUAAAAGAAUACGACGGUAGCACAGAUAAUCUCUCGCAAGUACAACGAUUCCUCUACAAUUUGGCAAAAAUACCGAACUUGCAUUUAAGAAUAGAAAUGAUUGUCUUCAAAGAAACCUAUGAUGCCAACGACGUGGAAACAAUUUGCCAAGAUAUUAAUAUACUGUCAUCAGUAUGUGAGAUGUUGAUGAAUAACGAGUCACUGGUGACAUUCUUAGGGUUUGUUCUAUAUGUGGGGAACAUCAUAAAUAAGGGAAACCCAUCCGGUAAUGCGGUAGGCUUUUAUAUACGCUCGCAUAAAAAUCUGCUGAUGAUGAAAAUGAACAUGGACACAGGGUCAAAAUCAACAAAAGAAAUGAAUUUGUUACAUUAUCUGGUUAAUGAGCUGAUAGAAAAAAACACAGACGCUUUAAAGUUUGCAGAAGAAUUCCUUGACCCUCUACGAAAUGCACCAAGAUUGCACGAAACUCUCUGCAAAGUUGAAAGCUUGAGGAAUAAUGCAAACCGCUUGCAAAAAUUUCUUGAUGAAGAAAAGGAAAUGAAGGAAGAAAAGAUAUUUGAAGAUUACUCACAUUUUCAUUUGGAGGUAAACUCUGCUCUUGAGAAAAUUGAGAAUCGCAAAGAGGUGUUUCACGAAUUAUCUGGCAAACUGGCUCAAUAUUUCUGUGAAGAUAAAGAUUCGUUCAAUUUCGAUGAGUUUGUAAAAGACAUGGAAAGUAUUUGUCAGGGGAUCGCGGAAUGCAAGAAAGAUUUAGUGCAAAGCAAAGCAAAAGAGGGAGGAUACCUAUCAGAUUCGCCAAGAAAGCAAAGAGCUUCUUUCUACAGAGAAUCGUCGUUUCAUAAAAGCGAAGAAAUUGGAAUAGAAUUGAAAGACAACCCUUUGUUCCGGAGACGAUCUGCGGCCUUUACACAAGACCCUCAAUAAACCUUGUUGAUUUUUAUUUUGAAGUUUCAAAAUAAUAAAAUUUUAAUGCUUUUGUUGUAAAGUUGGAAUCAACUAUAAUAUGAUAUAAUAUAUUACUCAGCAUUGCAUUAUAUUUCUACGAUUAAGUUUGACGCAGUGAAAUCAAUUCAACUUGUCCUAGGACUAGAUUAUAAUUAUUUGAUAUGAUUUGUUAAAAAGUCAUAUAUGUUGUUACAUAAAGAUGGUGCUAUCGUUGUGUCAUAUGGUACUCUCGUCAGUAUCUGAGGAGUCCAUUUAGCUGAUGCAUAACACAUUUUGCAGUUAAUAUUUGAAAAUGUCUUAAUUUAUUGAAUGUUUUUUAUCAAUCAGUAAGUAACUUCGAUGAUUUCUUUAAACAAAAACUUAAAUAAGAAUUUGUAACCUUUUCGUUAUUGUUGUUCUUUGAAUUUAAACAGAUAUUCGUUUAUGUAAAAUAUUCUUUCUGUUAUAAAGUUCCUGUCGUAAAAACUCACACAAUAACAGAAAUUAUAUUCAUCACUUUCUAUUUAAUCAGUUUAAUUUUUUAUUCAAGUAAUCUGUACAUACAUGACAACUAUGGGUUAUAGUUAUAUGUUUAAAUCACCUUGUCAAGGUAAAUAUCACUGCUGUUAAUAUAGAUGUUUACACUUUGCUCAUACAACCUUUAUAAAUCGAUCUGCCUUUCAUAUUUGGUAGGUACACAUCUUUGAUCAGGUGGAGUGAAGAGACACUGAGGUCAAAGUCAAGAGCACCGAUUCUCAAAAUAGAUUUUCACACUUUUGCUAAUUCAGUCUUGGGCGUCCGUGGCCGAGUGGUUAAGGUAUUUGACUUCAAACCACUUGCCCGUCAACGCCGUGGGUUCGAAUACCGACAGAGACUUUGUAUUGUUUCAAGUGAGGAAACUAUCCACCCAGCUUAAUAAUUCAAGAAAUAAUGCUCGACUUUUCUCCAUCAUUAAAGCUGGAAAGUCGCUAUGUGACCUAUACUGUGUCGGUGCGACGUAAAACCCAAUCAAACCAAUAAAACAAACUCGUAAGUCUUAAUAUAUUGAGAGAUGUCAUAUUUGGUUGAAACAUACUUAGGGUGGUCCUUUGGGUUCAGUAAGAGGCCACAUGGCUCACUGUCAACGUAACGAAUGCAUUCACUUAUUCUUUAAUGUUAGUAUCUUAUACUGUUAUAUGACUUGUUGGUCUUUGGGGCAGUAAAGAUCAAAGUUACCGCAGCAAAAAUAAAUAUUUGCAUAUCUAAAAACAUUGACAAACAUGCAGAAUUAGCCUUUAGCGAUAUGUUUAGAAUAUGAAGGAAUAUGUAUAGAUAUUUGUGCGAUAUGUAUAUAAUUUGAAUUGUUGUUACGGUUUCUAAUAAUUAUUUCAAACAUUUUUUUCAUGUUUAAGAAUGUAAAAAGUAUAGUAAGUACGUUUGAUUAACUAUGAAAAUAUUAAUAUAUUACAUUUAGAUAUGUUUUACAUAAAAUGAGGUCACGGAUCAGAUUUAAGUAAGCAAAUAUGAGAUAGUACUGCAAUCUAAAAAUACUGCAAUGUAAAAAAAAGAGUGAUAAAGUGUCUAAGUUAUCUCAGACUUACGUCAUUCCUGCUGUUUUACUGCAUUCUUGAUUUUAUUUUUUAUGAUAAAUAUUCUACAUAAA